AUGCUAGGCCUGCUGACGCAGCCGCGCGCGACAGCCGGCAUGGCCGCUGUGGCGGCGUGCGACCUGCCAGUGGCAGACCAGCAGCUGCUGUCCCACACGCUUCGCGGGCGCCUGUCGAUCUCGCCGCAGCUUUCCGACGCGAUGCUUCAGCUUGCAACCCCCAGGGCCGCGGCGCAUACAGGCGGCGGCGAUGGCACAGCGGCGGGCGGUCAGCAGGGCCGGGCUGCGGCGGUCUCCAACGUCGGCGACGGCGGCGCUCCGAGGCAGCCCCCUUCCCCGCAGCCUAUUGAGGACCAGCGCAGGCAGCAGCAGCAGCAGCAGCAGCAGCAGCAGCAGCAGCAGCAGCAGCAGCAGCAGCAGGAAUCAGGCGCCUUGGACAGCCUGCAGGGUGCUCCCGCCUCGAUGGCGCCCCCUGCACUCUCAUCCCCAAUCGCCUCAACCCCCGCGGUGCAGCAGCAGCAGCAGCAGCAGCAGCAGCAGCAGCAGCAGCAGCAGCAGCAGCAGCAGCAGCAGCAGCAGCACGCCUCACCGCCGCGACGUCCACCGCCCUCAGACAACUGUCGCAUGGCGGCGCUGCAGGCGCAGCUGACCUCUGCCAACGACCGCGCGGCCGCGCUCGAGGCCCGGCUGCGCGCCAAGGCGUCAGAAGCGUCGCAGCUCGACGCGUACCGCCGCCGCGCCGCCGAGCUCGAGGCGCUCUGCACGCUCUCCGCCGCGGAGCUCGCGCGGUCGCAGGAGCGCGCGGCCGCGGCGCAGCGGGCGGCGGCGGCGCAGAUCAAGGCGCAGCAGCUGAGGAUUCUGGUUUUAGAGGAGCGGCUGCGCGCAGCAGCCGAGGGGUCAGAAGAGCUGCGCACCGCGCUGCUGCACCAGCAGCUAGCGGCGCACGCGCAGGCGCAGGCGCAGCGCGCGCAGCACGCGGCGCUCGCGCGCGCCGGCUCGUCCGGGGCGGCGCUGGCCUUUGAUGCGGCUGCGGUCGCGGCGGCGGCGGCGGCGGCCGCGGCGUCGGGGGCGCUGCAGCUUGGCGGGCUGCCGCCAGACGCAUUGUUCCUGGGCGGCGGUGGCGGCGGCGGCGGCGGCGGCUUGAUGGAGCGGCAGGCGAGCAUGCCCGCCCUGGCGCGGCCCGCCGCCCUCCCCGACUUUGCGCGCGAGGGCGACGUGUGGUCGCUGCGCGCGGCGCCGCAGCCCGCCGCGGCCGGCCCCGCGCGCGUGCGGUCGCUCGCGCUGCCGCGCGGUGGCGGCGACGGGUGGGGCGUCGGGUCUGCGGUGAGCAGCGGCUUCGCGGCCGUGGCGGCGGCGCCGGCCGCGCCAGGCGCGUCCGACGGCGGCUGGGACGCGGCCGGCGCGCUGCUGGAGGCCGGGCGGCGCGCGUCGCUACUGGACGCGGCCGCGGCCGCGCAGGGUGGCGGCGGCGGCGGCGGCGGCGGGCGCGAUCAGUACGACGCGAUCUCAGAUCGCCAGGACGCGCAUCACCUCGCGGGCCUGCUGCCUUUCGAUCUGGAUUCCCUCGGAUCAGAUCGGAUCAGCGACACCGGAGCGCCCGUCGCGCCAAGGAAGCCGCCGUCGCCGCCCCCGGCCAGAGCCGCGUGCGGCGGCGGCGCGCGGUCGGCAGCGCUGCAGGCGGCGGCGGCGCAAAAGCACGGCGCCUUGACCUCCGCGGCGGCGGCGAUGACGGCGGCGGCGUCGGCGGCUGCCACUGCCGCACAGCUGGACAAGUUGUCGGGCCAAAGCGUGGACCAGCGCGGCCGCAG
Messenger RNA from Monoraphidium neglectum, 1748 nucleotides. RefSeq lists its product as hypothetical. The record is from RefSeq and is a predicted model, not a curated record. The annotation marks the transcript as partial. The transcript has a single exon. NCBI's taxonomy places the organism in Eukaryota, Viridiplantae, Chlorophyta, Chlorophyceae, Sphaeropleales, Selenastraceae.